AUGGCGUCUGUUCGUUAUAAUGAACGACUGGGUGUCAAGGGUAUUCUGUGCCUCUACAUUAUCGUCAGCAACAGUUUUGCUAUGGGCGCUCUCCGUGACUCUGCUCCGUUGGUAAAUGCAUCACCCGCGACCGCUAUGUUAUCAAGUGCCUCACCAUCGGAUAGAGGCAUUGCAUUCUACGCCAGUGAUAAGGAUUGUUAUGAUAAAAUGAAAGGCAUAAUUAAUUUAUUUUGUUAUGCCGCCCAAUUGUAUUCUGAGUUAUCAGUAAUCUCAUUGGCAAUACCAGACUUUAACACCUCACCUGAAGUGAAAGAAGCCGAGCAAAAGGUAUGUAACAAUUUAAUCAAGGAACUCCAAUGUGUAAUCCGCGGUAGCAAGGAUUACGUGGAAACAAUUGCGAUGUUUGAUCAGUACAAUGCCAUCGUAAGAAGACUUAACGAAACGUGUGUAACGUCGCAGAGGCAAGCUGAAUUAAAAACAACAUUGGAGAAUCUAGAACAACGAUUCGAAGGUAAAAAGCAGUUAGCGUCAUACGUGCUUGCAUACGGCGUUUCCGGGUACUACGAGAAUCACAUAGGACCCGCGGAUGGCUUUAUUAGAAAAUAUAAAUCUUAG
This is a messenger RNA of Babesia ovata, 615 nucleotides long. Its product is annotated as TRAP dicarboxylate family transporter subunit, putative. Bases 1 to 615 code for a protein of 204 amino acids. The transcript has a single exon. NCBI's taxonomy places the organism in Eukaryota, Apicomplexa, Aconoidasida, Piroplasmida, Babesiidae. The record is from RefSeq and is a predicted model, not a curated record.